Molecule: messenger RNA, 1754 nt
Organism: Magallana angulata
Lineage: Eukaryota; Metazoa; Mollusca; Bivalvia; Ostreida; Ostreidae
Product: transmembrane reductase CYB561D2-like
Exons: 3
Coding region: 71-739 (222 amino acids)
Molecular function (GO): transmembrane monodehydroascorbate reductase activity
Source: RefSeq, a predicted model, not a curated record
AUGCGAGUUGUGAUGUUGCUUGUGUCAGAAUUUGUUCAGCUUGUUUUGUGCUUAUACUCCUUUGCCUAACAUGGUUGCUCAUUUUGCAGCUCUUGCAUUCACGGGUUGCAUUAUUUAUAUUGCUUGGCCGGGAAGCAGUCUAUUUUCAUGGCAUCCAACUUUGAUGGCUAUAGCAAUGGGACUGCUGAUGUUUGAAGCAAUCACUGUCUUUUCACCAAGCAGUUCUCUGAUACCAUCAUGGCAAAGAUCAACCAAAGCCAAUAUACACGGAUACAUGAUGGUGGCAUCCCUAUUUUCUGCCAUUGCAGGAUUCAUGAUAAUAUAUUACAAUAAGGAAAUCAACAACAAAGAGCAUUUCACCACCUGGCACGGCACAAUGGGGCUAGUGACCGUUCUCUGGGUCUGUGUGCAGUGUUUUGGUGGAGUAUUACUGAAGUAUAAUAGCCUGGUAAGUUCCUGGAAAAUUCGACUGGCAGACAUGAAACUCUAUCACGCCACUUCAGGACUGUGUGCCUUUACGUUAGUCUCAGUGACACUUGUGAUGGCCCUGUUCUCUGAUUGGUUCAGCAAUGCUGCCGCGGGAACCACGUGGUGGGGAGUGUUCGCCACACUUGCGUGUCUGUCGUUGAUGGUCAUGCAGCAAAUCACCACCGCGUACUUACCUCAGUCUCGCAUCGUUAAACCUAAGCCCACCACCUCUAAACAGGGUAAACGGAAAGAGAAGAAGAAAGAAAAGUAACUCUUGAAAUCUUGCUCAGGCUCUCCGCUCCAAUAUGUGGCUUUACUCAUUCAGAAUACAAAAUGAACAUUUUAACAUCUUUUCACAAGCUUUAUUUUAGUCCCGAUAUUUGGCUUUAUACCUGUUCAUGUUAUUUUAAUAAUAACUUAUUUUUUAAUCCAAAGACUUUUACAUGACUUUUUUUGUACUCCUUUGAAUGAGUAAUAUUUGUUUCAUGAUUAUUCAGUAAAUUAUUUUAGAGGAUGAGAAGGUUUUGACUAGGAAAUCAUUUGUUUGAUUUUUGUUUUGUUAUUCUAUGUUAUUUAUGCAUAAAACACAGAGCUAUUGUUUGUUCCAACACUACACAUUUUCUGUAAACAAUUUACAAUCGUAUCUACAGAGUCUGGUUGUCAAUUGUUUCUUUACAAAGAGAUAUAUCGUAUGUUGGACCUGUCAUGUUCAUCAAAAAAGAAGGUAUGAAGUCCUUUUAAAAAUUCCCUAUACUUUUGGUACAUGUAUUUGAAAUUUCUUUCUUUCAUAUUAAUUUUGCCAUGUUGGUGAAAAAUAUUGUAAAGGUUUUUAUGGAGGAUUUCUUGAACCUUGAGCUCUGCUUGCAAAUAUUUAUUGUCUCAAACCGUACAAAAGAACUAUAGGUACAGUUUCAGUCAUAAUUUGCCAUUUUAAAGUGAUUUUUUAAAAAUGUCACAAAUUAUGAAAAUUUAAAAUUUUGAUAUUUACACAAAAAUAGCAAAAAAUUAAUAAUCUAUUGAUAAUUACCUGAUUAGACUGUUGUUACAUUUGUGUUAUAAUUUUUCAGCUACAGUAGCUUUAUUAUGAAAUCAAAAAAAAAUCCAGUUGGGGACUUCAGGUGUCAUUGUUCAGUGAAAUGUAUUGUGUGUGCAGUAUUGUAUGACGUAUUUAAUGUCUGAUGUUAAAUUUUCAUGACAGUGUAACCCUCAGUUUCAAAUACCAGUACUUACUUGUUAUUGAAGAUUGGUUUGUAUGAAAACAUUAAAUGUUAAGAUUAAGAAUAUUA